GGCUCUUUUCCGACCUAAUGACCUUAAAAAAAUCAAACAAACGGCAUUGAUUCUACGAUUAUACGAAGACCAACACAAAUUAGGUGAGGUUAAAGUCUAUAUUCUACCAUAUUAGCAAAUGUUCGUAUUAAGGAAUCCUACUAGGAGGCGUGGACUUCCAGGUGGAAAACAAAACGCCAUUUGAAAAUUGAAACUUCAUCUUGACUCCUUAAAAUCUUCUUCCUUAAACCCCGUAAAUCUGAAGAGAAAAUUCAAAAGAAUCCAUGUACAAGACAUUGAGGUAGCAACAAAUAUCUUUUGAAUCCGUUCGAUGGGUUCCCCGAUUCCAAGGUAUAAUCCGCCUAAGUACGAAGAUUCAAUCAUUUCAAUUGGAUCAUCCUCAUCCUCUCCAACUAGUAAUAACAGCAGCAACUCCAAGAAGAAAUGGUGGAAAUUGAUGCCCGUGGUUGUGAUUUUAGUGGUCAUCUCGGAGAUCGCUUUUCUGGGUCGUCUAGACAUGGCCAAGAAAGCUGACUUAGUCAAUUCCUGGGCUGACUCUUUCUACAAGUUCACGAUGUCGUCGCCCUCUUGGUUGCCGGCGUCUUCCACUAAUUUCAGGAUCGACGUUGACGACGACGACGGCGGCGAUGAUGGUGAUGGCGGUGCCGGUGACCCCCGUGGGGAAUUGAAUGGUACUUGUGAGGAAUGGUUGGAGAAAGCCGACGCGGUUCCUCACUCGAGAGAUUUUGACAAGGAACCAAUCUUUGUCACUGGUGCUGGGCAGGAGUGGAAGACCUGUUCAGCAGGGUGCAAAUUUGGAUAUGAGGAUGGUAUUAACCCCGAUGCUUCAUUUGGAUUACCUCGACAAGGCGGUGCUUUAAGUGUUCUUAGGUCAAUGGAGUCAGCUCAAUAUUACGCAGAAAACGACAUCGCAAUGGCAAGACGGAGGGGCUAUGAUGUUGUCAUGACUACUAGUCUUUCUUCGGAUGUUCCAGUUGGGUAUUUCUCUUGGGCUGAGUAUGAUAUAAUGGCUCCAGUUGAACCAAAAACAGAGAGUGCUAUAGCAGCGGCUUUUAUAUCUAAUUGUGGUGCUCGCAACUUUCGACUGCAAGCUCUUGAAGGACUUGAGAAGGCAAACAUCAAGAUUGAUUCUUAUGGCAGUUGCCAUAAUAAUCGCAACGGAAGAGUGGACAAGGUAAAAGCACUAAAGCGUUACAAGUUCAGCUUGGCUUUUGAGAAUUCUAAUGAGGAAGAUUAUGUUACAGAAAAGUAUUUCCAAUCUCUUGUAGCUGGCACGAUACCCGUCGUUGUUGGUGCUCCAAAUAUCCAAGAUUUCGCUCCUUCCCCUGGCUCUUUGUUACAUAUCAAAGAGCUUAAAGAUAUCAAUCCAGUUGCCAAGACUAUGAAAUACCUUUCCGAGAAUCCAGCUGCGUACAAUGAAUCAUUGAGGUGGAAGUUUGAGGGCCCAUCAGAUUCUUUCAAGGCCUUGGUUGAUAUGGCCGCAGUACAUUCCUCUUGUCGAUUGUGCAUUUUCUUGGCAACCAAGAUCCAGGAAGCAGAAGAGAAGAAUAGCACGGAGUUUCAAAAUCGUCCCUGCAAAUGUACCAGAGGCUCUGAAACUGUCUAUCAUGUAUAUGUGCGCGAAAGGGGGAGGUUCGAGAUGUUGUCGAUUUUCUUAAGGUCAUCUAAUCUGACCUUGGAUUCUUUGGAAUCUGCGGUGUUGUCGACAUUCAAUUCUCGGAAACAUGUACCGGUGUGGAAAGACGAAAGACCCGAAAAGCUCAAAGGAGGGAACGAGCUAAAAAUUUACAGGAUACAUCCCCUUGGGUUGACACAAAGACAGGCCUUAUACAGCUUUAAAUUCAGAGACAACACUGACUUCAAAAACCACAUAGAAAGCAACCCUUGUGCUAAAUUCGAAGUAAUAUUCGUAUAGCAUUGAUCUUCGGAAUGUUCCUCAGUCAGAAGGAGAUUUGUAAUUGUAUUAGCAAAUCAUUGUUACUAAUGAUGGAUUUUUAAAUAGCAACAACAAUUGGGAAGAAGUGUGUGGGGAUAAACUAACGAUUUUAUUUUAUUUUUUUUCCACUAGUAGUAGCUUGAAGUUUGAAAGUAUACACUUUUGUGAGGGUGAUUUAGCUGAGUAUUCUAUACAUUUACUGAAAUAGUAAUCUGGGGCUGACAAAAGCCAUUCAUGCACUUCUAGAAGUGGGAAUGUGUGUUCAAUCAUUGUUUUGAUAUUUCGUGGAUUACACUUUGUUUCAAUCGUUGUCAUUGUACUGUCUGAAAGUUGGGUUGCGGCGAAUUGAACAGCGGCCGAAAUACUCCAAAUCUGGAAUCUCAAGCAGAGUAUCAACUUUUAUUCAAACUUGUGUGCCUAAUUUAGGCAGAUGUGGGUAGCAUUUCUGGGCAUUCGGGAGCAGCAUUCUUCCUUUUUCUUUUUAUGGCUUCAGUUCUUUUCCUUCUUUUUUUUUUAUAUAUUUAUUUAAGUUGGGAAUUGGGAUAAGAUUCUUCAAUAUCUUCUGAAUCUUCACUCCAGUUAGUCUCUGAC
Molecule: messenger RNA, 2527 nt
Organism: Oldenlandia corymbosa var. corymbosa
Lineage: Eukaryota; Viridiplantae; Streptophyta; Magnoliopsida; Gentianales; Rubiaceae
Source: the annotation of a GenBank genome assembly